Messenger RNA from Yamadazyma tenuis ATCC 10573, 2825 nucleotides. It is a transcript of the gene AKL1, whose product is annotated as serine/threonine protein kinase. Gene Ontology annotation, biological process: actin filament organization; actin cortical patch assembly; protein phosphorylation. Gene Ontology annotation, molecular function: ATP binding; protein serine/threonine kinase activity. Lineage: Eukaryota; Fungi; Ascomycota; Pichiomycetes; Serinales; Debaryomycetaceae. Gene Ontology annotation, cellular component: cytoplasm. The record is from RefSeq and is a predicted model, not a curated record.
UUAAUCAUUUGUUAAGGAUUGAAACCUGUAAUUGACACAUUCUCAUCCGUACCAUUGAGUGCACCUCCUUAGAAAACCGACAAUUGAUAGAGUUUCCGUCUUUAAAGCCUAGCCAAACACCAUGGAACCCUUGAAAAAGCUUCCAGAGGGGACCAAAAUGACGGUGGGGUCUCAUAAAAUAACCAUACUCAGUUACCUCUCCGAGGGUGGAUUUGCACACAUAUAUAAAGUCCAGAUGUCUCCCAAAGAAGAUGAUUCGGAUAUUGCCUGCUUGAAGCGUGUCAUAGUCCCCGACAAGAGCGGGUUGGAUCAAUUGCGUAAAGAAGUUGAUGUUAUGAAGAAAUUGAGACUUUCCCGAUGCGUUGUAAGAUACUUUGAUUCACACGCCGAGAGGUUGGAGUCCGGUGCUUAUCAGGUACUUGUGUUGAUGGAGUUAUGCCCCCAUGGAUCCUUACUAGACUACAUGAACGCUAAGAUAAAGACCAAGCUCACAGAGUCUGAGAUUCUUCUGAUUAUGUUUGAUAUUAGCAUAGGGGUUUAUGAGAUGCACAGACUGAAGAUGAUCCACAGAGACAUAAAGAUCGAAAACGUGCUCAUAAAUGCCCAUCACCGGUUCAAGCUAGGUGACUUUGGAUCUACUAGUCUGCCAUUGAUGCCUCCUACCAACCAGCAGGAGUUCCAAGCGUUGGCCCAUGAUAUCACUUAUCAAACCACUCCUCAAUACCGAUCACCCGAGAUGAUCGAUCUUUAUAGGAAUCUCCCAAUUGACGAGAAAUCGGAUAUUUGGGCGUUGGGGUGCUUUUUGUACAAAUUGUGCUACUAUACUACUCCUUUCGAAGCUAAUGGUGACAUUGCUAUUUUGCAUGCAUCUUUUCAAUUCCCACCAGCUCCCGUAUAUUCAGGAGAUCUUAAGAACCUUAUCAUCAUUAUGUUGCAAGAAAACCCAUUCUUUCGUCCAAAUAUUGUCCAGGUGAUAAAAUUGGUGUGUAAGAUGACCAAUGCAGACUUCAAGACGUUGAAAAUCCAAGACAUCUACAAAGUAGGAUCCUAUGAUUUCCAAGCUUUGCACGACUAUCAGCAGAAGAAACAGAAGGAUCUUUUACAGCAACAACAAGAUUACUUUGAACAACAGAAAAAGCUACAGCAGCAGCAGAUACAGCCACAACCACAGCCACAAGCAGAAAGCCUCGCACCUAGUGCUUACGAGAAAGAUUUUAUUGACCCUGAAGUAAGUGAAAGUGACGAUUCUUCCACAGAAGGUUUGGAUACCACGCUUGGUGAUUUGGCAGAUCUUGAAGACGUGGAACAAAGAUAUCCUUCUUUGGAAAACAUAAUAGUCGAAAACGAUGCCCCUAAAAGUGGAACUGGUAGUAUUAAGUCAGCCGGUCCAAAAGACCUGAAAAUAGAGAAGAGUGCUGUCCCACCACUUCCCAUGGUACCAAACUACCCAGUUCAGCCACCGAUUUUAAGUUCUCAUGACCUUCAAAGGUUAACACCUGAACAAUUACAGCAAUACAACUAUCUGCAUCAGGCUUACCAGUAUCAAUUGAGCCAUUGGAUGUCUUACCAACAAGCUGGAGUGUCACAGCAAUACCUUAGGCCAGAGCCCAAUAAGGAAAAGUAUUCCACGGAAUUUGAAAAGAAGGAGGCAUGGGAGAAACGCCAACCUAGUAUGGGUGAAGAGGCUGAAAAAUUGGUUGACGACAUAUUUGGGUCUAAAUCUCGAUCUCCCACUGAUGUUCUUCAAAUUCAGCAAAAGACUUCUCAAAGUAUUAAGUCCGAACCUGCCGGUGGAUAUUUGGAAAGCGAGGAUGAAGAAGAUGUGAAUGUCAUAAUCAAGCCCGCCAAGGUAAGGUUGAGUAAGAGUAACAAUUCGUCAGAGUUGAGUCUUAGUAAGGCAAAACCAGAGCCCAGUAUCGAAGUUGUAUCCGAUACAAAGACCGACCAGCUUCUUCCCACCGAUUUAAAGCUUCUUCGCAAGGACAACUUUGAGAAGAAGGAGGUUGCAGAAACUCGCUACGAGGCCCGUGAAGAUCUCCCAGUGCUGAAUAGCACGACAGGAGCCUUUCCUAAAGGAGAGCCCAUGAUAAAGGAUAACAGAGUCUCUGCGAGUAGCAAUUAUCUUUCGCAGCCACUAGUGUCAAAUCCUGUCCAAUACCCGAGUUCUACUAUGAUCCGCUCAGGUUCAGGUAAAAAUUUGAACCCAUUUCCAGUGAAUCCUCGUUCUGUUUCAGAAGCCAACUUUUCUACAGAUGGUGCCUCCGAUUCCAAGAAGUUUACUAAUCCUUGGGGUGACUACAGAAGUACGCAGCAUUUGCCUAAAGCGUCCCAAUUACUGCAACAAGUAAAUUCCCUUUCCAUCAGUGACAACCGAGGCGAUUCUUCUACACCCAAAAAGCCUUCUACCGAAGAGCCGAACCUAAUAAACUUGGAGAUUGGCCUUGACUCCGAAUCUUCAUUGUCCACUCCAAUUAUGACAAGUACAUUUCUCAACCCACUCAGCGACUCGUUGAUUGACUUGGAUUUAGAUGACAAGUUCCAGAAACCGUCCGACCGCCCUCACUUCAAGAAGAAAGUGCCCAGUAUCUCCAACCCGUCUGACUUCAGAGUACAAGAAGAGGUUAUAGACUGGGCUUCAGACGAUGAGGACCCAGAGCAGAUGAACCGAUUGGCCAUUCGCAGCUCUUUGAAGAAGCUGGCCCGAAGGUCAGGAGAGCACAAGCGGUCAGAGAGCACGUCAGGAGAAAGCAAGAAAAGGUUGUCACGCUUGAUCCAAAACUCAUAGACGCACUCUACAUAUACACUCAAUAUAGAUACUCCAGAUU